This is a messenger RNA of Xenopus tropicalis (tropical clawed frog), 1679 nucleotides long. RefSeq names its product ATP synthase c subunit lysine N-methyltransferase (gene atpsckmt). The transcript is spliced from 5 exons. NCBI's taxonomy places the organism in Eukaryota, Metazoa, Chordata, Amphibia, Anura, Pipidae. Gene Ontology annotation, cellular component: mitochondrial membrane; mitochondrion. Gene Ontology annotation, biological process: regulation of mitochondrial ATP synthesis coupled proton transport; positive regulation of sensory perception of pain. The coding region runs from base 115 to 801 and encodes 228 amino acids. The record is from RefSeq and is a predicted model, not a curated record. Gene Ontology annotation, molecular function: protein-lysine N-methyltransferase activity.
CUCCCCUUCCUGCUGUUCCGCAGCAGAAGCUCGUCGUAUCAUGGGUUUACUGAUUCUUCCGUAGCGUAACGAUAUCGUCUGUAUACUUUGUCAAUUUCGUGAAGAUUUUGAACAAUGUCCAAAUCAUGCAAUGAAAGCAAAACUCUAAAAGAAUAUUCCAUCGUAUCCAGCACUAACAAACCCAAGAAAAAAAAAUGGGGUCUGAUUGCUACUGGAGUUAUGGGUGGGACACUAGUGGCCCUGUAUGCAGUAGCAACUCCAUUUGUGGCACCAGCACUGAGAAAAUGUUGUCUUCCUUAUGUACCUGCAACAACUGCUCAAGUUGAAAAUGUGUUAAAAAUGAUUCGGACUAGAAGUGGACUUGUGGUCGAUAUUGGAAGUGGCGAUGGACGUAUUGUAAUAGCUGCAGCAAAGGAAGGUUUCCAAGCUGUUGGCUAUGAAUUAAAUCCAUGGCUUGUUUGGUAUUCCCGUUUUCGUGCAUGGAGAGAAGGUGUACACCAUAAUACCAGAUUUUAUAUUACAGAUUUAUGGAAGGUCAGUUUUUCUCAGUAUCCAAAUGUUGUCAUUUUUGGUGUGCCACAAAUGAUGCCUCAGCUGGAAAAGAAGCUUCAGAUGGAAUUACAGGAUGCUGCCAGAGUUAUAGCAUGUCGCUUUCCUUUUCCUAAUUGGGUGCCAGAUCACACUUUUGGAGAAGGAGUCGAUACUAUCUGGACAUAUGACCUUGAUGUCAAUGCAUUUAAAAAAGUCAGUGACUCCAAACCAAUUGCCCAACAACACUGUACUCUUGAAACAGCAGAAUAAAAAAGCAGCACAUCACAUACAGUACAAAACAGUUUAAUUUUUGUACUUUUGUAACCCUAGAAUCCUUGUAAUUAAAGCUAAUGGAUUAUGAAGACUUGAUUGCCCUCAAAUCUAAACAUAUUCGAUAAUUCAUAUUUUGUUUCCUAACACAUAGUUGUACUGUAUGAAUUCUACGUUUGUUUUUUACAUUUUCCAAAGGCUUGUGUCUGCUUUCAAUCCUUCCAUCUUUUGAUGAGCUAUUCAAUUCAUUGAAAAUUAAGAAUGCUUAUAUCUCUGAUAUAUCCCUGCCGGCUUCUCUCCAUUCUCCUCCAGAUAUAGUAGUCACAGGGGAAUAAAAGACAAAAAAAUUAAAUAUUGUGCAGUAUUCUUUUGUUUUGUGAAUAUCAUACCCUUCUGUAUUAUAAUGGGAAAAAAGGGGGGAAUGUGUUCUAACACCUUAACUUGUCCACACACGUGUAGGAAAUGGUGCAAUUAAUUCUUAAUUUUGGUGCACACUGUAUGGUGAAGGUGGGUACUCACAAACUGUAAAAAGCUUCUUGCCAUGUCAUUUGUUGUUGUGAGUCGGGGGAGAUUCAUUUUAAGCACUUGGAGUUAUUGAUCAGAAGGGUGUAUAAGUGGAUAUAAGUAUUUCAGAUAUGUAAUUUGUAAGGUAAGAGAACAAUAGAUCACUGAUAAAUGGGAGCAUGUAAUAAGUCUUUAGCAUAAAAAUGUAUACAUUGUUCAUUGUACAUUGUAGGAGAAACAGUUUUUUCUUUGUGUGUAUUGAAUAUCAUUUUUUCAAACUCAUUUUAACUCCACUGGCAGCAGAAAAAUAAAGCAUGUUAUAGUUUGCACUAGUGUGCAGUGUACAUAAUAAAACAUUGUCCUGAAGACACAAA